GUAGACAGAAACUUACAUUGGAUGUCUAUAGUAUUGUAAUAAAAUAAGUGAAGAACGCUCAAUAAAUACUGAGAGAGCUGAUAUAUAAAAAUAAAGUUUUAUUACAUUAUCAUGUGAAUACAGUAUAUAAUAAUUUCCAUAAAUAAUUAUUCUAAAUAUUGUCCACUUUUUUUUUGUCUUGAAAACUGUUGUCUCUUUGAAUAAGCAAUGAUUUUGUCACAGAGAGGCUGGGAUUUCGGAGUGCUUCCUCUGUGAUUGGUGUUUUACUAAAAAUUUUAGUUUUUGGUUGAGCCUCUGAAGAUGGUGUGUAAGGGGUUAUGGCAUUAAUAUAUGAAAAUGUGUGGAAGAUGGAAAUUCGGAAAAAAUUAUUAUGUGAUUGAUUCAUAUUUUUAUCGGAUCAUUAAUUGGACAAAUUAAGAAUUCUCAUACUAAUAGAGAGCGGCUUUUAGACAUUGUUUUUCUUCAGAGCCGAUAAGAUGGAGAGAAGAAACUGAAUCGAACCACCGUUAAGGCAUAUCCUGGAUGCAAGUUGCUGCUAAGAACAAAAAUGUUGCUUUAGUUGUUCAUUUUAGUAGCACAGGGUAUAAAGAAUAAUAAUGUUACUUAAAUCAGGUGGUGUCUCUUACAAUGGAUAAUAUACAUAGUCUUGACCCAAGGAAACAAGAACUUCUGGAAGCUAGAUUCUUAGGCAACAGGAGUUUUUCUAAUAGUGUUCAAGAGCAGCUACUGCAGGCACAGCAACAAGUAAACCAGAAUGCUAGUAUAAUGCAGAAUACUAGUGGACUAAACCUUGCAUUAGGUGCUAACAAUAGUAAUAGCAAUAAUAAUCAAGAUUCUAAUCUCAGUGCUGCCAGUGGUAGCUCUGUAAAUAGUGAUAAAGAAACCGAGGGUCCCUACGAGGUCUCUAAAGUCACAAAAGCCCUCAAAAAGUCAAGAAAUGGCAAUUCUCCUGAUAAAUAUACACCACUUAGGCAACAAAGUACAGAAAGAAAACGGAAAAGGAAAGAUGAUUCUUCCUCAUCUGACUUAGUUUAUUCUCGGAAGCCCACUACAGCUGAACCUACUAAGAAAAUAAAUGAAUAUUUUAAGUAUCCUUCAUCUCCUCAGGCUUCUACUUUACAAUCUCCUCUCUCUGCUACAAUGGGAAGCAGUCUAGAUUAUGCACAGUUAAUGGGUCCAAUGCAACGGACUAUACAGAUGUUUCACCGUGCUGUGCAAACUGAUCUAACCAUCAAUAAAAUCAAAGAACUAGAGAGCAAAUCUGCUAUGGAUUUAGAAAUCAGAGAUAACAGAAUUGAUGAAUUACAAAGAGCUGGUGAUGAAUAUAAAAGACAAGUCAAUGCUCAUCAAAAAUUAAUUGAUAAACAAAAAGAGCAGCAAGCAAAAUGUUUAAGUGUUACUAAGCAAUUAUUGAUUGAAAAGAGCACGAUGGAAAAGAAAGCAGCUCGACAAAAAUGUAUGCAAAAUAGGUUACGGCUUGGGCAGUUCAUUACUCAGCGUCAAGGAGCUUCAUUUGUAGAAAAUUGGGUUGAUGGAUAUGCAUUUACAGAACUUAUUAAAAAGCAAGAAGCCAUUGCUACAGAGAGAGAAGAAAUUGAAAGACAAAGAAAAUUGCUUGGAAAACGGAAACCCAGUACAGCACAACCAAAAGGCAGGGCAAAUAAUGGACCUGCUCUAGCAAAUGGGGACUUCGCUAAACCAGAUCCUCCAAAGGAUGUUCUCUCAAAACUUUCAUGGUUAGAAUACUAUGAACAUGAGGAAAUUUUAAAAUUACGACAAGCAUCACUGAAAAAAGAAGACACAGAUUUACAAGUAGAGUUAGAAAAACUUGAAAGAGAAAGAAAUUUACAUAUUAGGGAAUUAAAGCGAAUACAUAAUGAAGAUCAGUCUCGGUUUAAUAACCAUGCUGUGCUCAAUGACAGAUAUCUGUUACUAACUCUUCUAGGUAAAGGUGGUUUUAGUGAAGUACAUAAAGCUUUUGAUCUGAAAGAACAAAGGUAUGUUGCAUGUAAGAUACAUCAAUUAAAUAAAGAUUGGAAAGAUGACAAAAAAGCUAAUUAUAUCAAGCAUGCGCUUAGGGAGUACAAUAUUCACAAAUCUUUAGAUCAUCCACGUGUUGUCAAAUUGUAUGAUGUAUUUGAAAUAGAUCCUAAUUCAUUUUGUACAGUAUUAGAAUAUUGUGAUGGUCAUGACUUAGAUUUCUAUCUCAAGCAACAUAAAAGUAUUCCUGAAAGAGAAGCACGUUGCAUAAUAAUGCAAGUUGUUCAUGCUUUAAAAUAUUUAAAUGAAAUAAAGCCUCCUGUGAUUCAUUAUGACUUGAAACCAGGGAAUAUUUUACUAGGAAGUGGAACUGUAAGUAAUGAAAUAAAAAUCACUGAUUUUGGUCUAAGUAAAAUAAUGGAUGAUGAAAGUUAUAGUCCUGAAAUUGGCAUGGAUCUGACAUCCCAGGGCGCUGGAACUUACUGGUAUCUUCCUCCUGAAUGUUUUGUUGUUGGUAAAAAUCCACCAAAAAUAUCAUCUAAAGUAGAUGUGUGGAGUGUGGGAGUCAUUUUUUACCAAUGUCUAUAUGGUAAAAAGCCAUUUGGUCACAAUCAAUCUCAAGCUACUAUAUUAGAAGAAAACACCAUUUUAAAAGCUAAAGAAGUUGAAUUUCCUCCCAAGCCAGUUGUGAGUAAUGAAGCUAAACAAUUUAUUCGCCGAUGUCUUCAAUACAGAAAAGAAGAUCGCAUUGAUGUUUUUAGUCUUGCUAAUGAAGACUACUUAAAACCGAACUAUCCCAAACACAGUCGUCAGUCUAGUGCUGAAAAAUCAUAGCAGGACAGUGUUCGUUAAGAACAUUGACCAGAACUUCACAAAUCCCUUAUGUCUGCAUUUGUCAAGUGUAUAUUAUAAAAACUUUUUUAGAUUUGCCCUGGCAUCUGGAUCAAAGUGCAAAUGAAAGGUUGCCUGGUGCAAACAUAGUGUUAUGUACAGUAAUUGAAAAUGUGUUUAUAAAACAAUCCAGUGUUCCUAGUAUUUUCACUGCUGAACUGCACUGGCCUGGAACUUGUCAACUCACAUAAUUAAAUUGAAUCUGGUUGUAGUUGAAGGCAAGUGCUUCAUGUACAUCUCAUAGUUUGAUGAACUAUCAUUUCAUUGACAUGAAAAGUCAGAAGAUAUAGUGAAAUUGUGAAUACCAAAUUGUAAAAAACAAAAUUAUGACAUCAGUUCUUUUACUGAAAUAAUUUAGUAUCCUAUUAAAGGCAUCCUUAGCAUGAGUUUGCCAUGUAGAAAUUGAAAACAAUUUAUUAUUUUGUGAAUAAUUUGUCCUUUAUUUUUAAUGCCAAAACCUAUUUCCGGUAUGUGUGGGGCUGAAACUCUUUGUACAUAUUUAAACCCACAAGAUUGCAACUGCGAGCUCUACAUAUCUCUUCAUUCUGUGUAUAUAAAGUAAAAUUGAAAAAUUUAUCCCAUUGCAAAAUAGAAUUUUUGUCAUGUUACUUCUGUUGGCAUAAUUUAAUUACCAAUGAUGUCUUCAUUUUAUUAUUAAGUUUGUUUUAGUUGCAACAUAUAUAUGUAUGUGCACCUCCAUUUUAAAAUGCUUUUAUCUCAUGUAUCCAAAUUUGAUUUUUGGAAAUGUUAACAUUUUGUAAUGACUUGCUGAUUUUUUUAAUU
Messenger RNA from Argiope bruennichi, 3654 nucleotides. RefSeq names its product serine/threonine-protein kinase tousled-like 1. Gene Ontology annotation, molecular function: protein serine/threonine kinase activity; ATP binding. Bases 628 to 2814 code for a protein of 728 amino acids. The transcript is spliced from 20 exons. Gene Ontology annotation, cellular component: nucleus. Gene Ontology annotation, biological process: peptidyl-serine phosphorylation; intracellular signal transduction; chromosome segregation. The record is from RefSeq and is a predicted model, not a curated record. NCBI's taxonomy places the organism in Eukaryota, Metazoa, Arthropoda, Arachnida, Araneae, Araneidae.